AUGGCGAUCCCAUUCGGUUUCAGUUUCGGCGAGGUUAUUCAUGGAGUUGGGAUCCUUAGAAAUGCAUUCACAUCAAUCAGCGAAUCCGGAAAGGCAAACCCAGUUUUCGGAGAUGUCGCACAAGUCCUAUCUAGUCUUCACAAGCGUCUCGACGGUCUCGAGAGAUUUUUGAGUGAUCCAUCAUUUGGACCUCAGCGUGGUUUGAUGAUGCAAGUCAUCAGUGCGUGCCAGCACUGUAUAGAAAGAUUUGUUCAUCAAAGUUGCAGAUUGAACGGUGUCACCACCAAGGGAUCUUUAUGGUCUCACGAAGAAUUUUCCAACAUUAUCGAAAAGGUCGAUUGGCUAGCUUGCAAGAAAUGGGAUGUCUCGCAGUUCAGGAAAGAACUUUCAAUUCACGAUGAUGCAGUAUCGAGUUUAUUAUCGACGAUGCUUAGUACUCGUGAUAUGGAAAAGGGACAACUCACCCGCCAAAUCAACGAGAUCGUAACCACUCAACACAGAAUGGUUCGAGGAGGUGGUAAAGCUUCUUCUCGAGAUGCGGCAGUUAGCAAUAAGGUUUUGAACGCACUGGCUGUCAUCAAUCCGCUCAUCGGAAGAAAGGAGAUUGAAGCUCGUACUGAUCGUCUCUUCAGUAAAUCGUGUGACUGGAUUCUCAACAACAAGAGUUACAAGUCCAUGAUUGAAAGCGAUCAAUCCGAUUUACUUUGGAUUCAUGGACAAGCAGGAAAGGGUAAAACCAUGCUUUCCAUGUAUCUCGUCGAUAUUCUCUCCAAGCAAGUUGCUCAAAACCCUUGUGAUCAAGUGGCAUACUUUUUCUGCGACAACAACACGGAUCAGAGAAAUUCUACAUUACAUGCUCUCAAGACCGUCCUUCAUCAGGUUUUGAAACAAAGUUCCCAGAAUGUGUUGUUGGAAGAUUUCAAACGUCAUGGACCUCAAAUGUUCGCUACCAUCGAGGGUGUUUGGACUGCUUUGACACGAGUACUUGAAGCAUCGACCACACGAAAUCUUUAUCUGAUCAUUGAUGGUCUCGAUGAAUGCACCGAGGAAUCUUUGGAUGUCUUCCUCAAACUCGCUAGUACAUAUAUUGCAUCUAACGUUGAUGGACUUUGCAAUGUGAAAUGGAUUUUCACAAGUAGAAACGAAACAAGAAUUGAAGAAUACUUAAAAUUAUCCUGGGUGGUGGAUUUGGAAGAAACCGCCACCGAAGUCAGCGGAGCCGUUGACUCGUUUAUCGCUCACAAGGUUGAUGCCUUGGCUACUAAGAAGAGAUUCGAUGCACCUUUAAAACAAUUCGUGGCCGAUAAAUUGAGGCAAAAAGCUGGAGGAAAUUUCCUCUUCAUCUCUCUUGCUUGCAAGGAACUCUUGAAGAAGAAUGUCUCUUUCAUUAAUGUUAAACUUGUCCUUGGAAAAUUCCCUACUGGACUUGAUGCAUUGUACGCGAGAAUUCUCGAGGGAGUUUUGAAAUUGACUGAGGAAGAUCAACAAACAGCCUUCUCAGUUCUUCGUGCAGUAGGAAUUGCUUUCAGACCUCUCAGUCUUCGAGAAUUGGCUGUGAUGGCCGCUUUCCCAGCAGCAGCUAUGGAUGAUGAAGAUGUGGUAUUGGAUGCUGUUGAAUUAUGUGGAUCAUUCCUUUCAUUACAUCGCGAUCACCCAUACUUUGUUCACCGAUCCGCAAAAGAAUAUCUCCUCAACCACGAAACCGCCGGUAUCUUCUCCUCAGACCUCGAAUUUGAACACGAGAAAGCUGCUUUCAGAGCCCUCAAAUAUACAACCAGAGACUGGAAAUACUACCUCGAAAGUCUCGAAGAUGUUCCUCUUUCCUCGUUACAAGAUCAACCUUCUUCAGAAGACAGUCUUCAAUAUCCUCUCAUCUACUGGAUUAACCACAGCAACAUCGCCGGUGCUCGCAUGAUGAAAUCCUACGCCCUGGAUCGCCAUUUCUUCCGUCGCAAUUGCGAUCUCCGCCGAACCUGGCUCCUCUACUUCAAAAAACAUCGCCACAUGACUAAUUUCUCCGCCAUCCAAAAUGUUCAUUUCUCAGCCCUUCACAUUUCAGCCGUAUGCGAUACCUGGUGGGUAGCUGAGAUCCUCCUCAAAAACAGCAGCACCUACAUCGACGUCGAAGAUUCCUUCGGUCUCACCGCUCUCCACUGGGCCGUCCACUGCGGAAAUGCCUCCGUAGCCAAAAUCCUCCUUCAAAAAGGCGCCGAUCCAAAUAACAAGGGUGGAGUAACGGAUUUCAAAAAUGGUCCCAGAGAAGGUACACCACUUGGAUUAGCAAUCUCAUACAAUAAUCUCGAAAUGUCCAAACUUCUCCUCGCUCACGGCGCCGAUAUCGAUUGUCCCGAUCAUCACUGCACCACACCACUCGUAUGGACCAUCCGACAAAAUCUUCCCAAAUCCACCAAAUUUCUUCUGCAGCGGGGUGCGGAUCCCGUUUUGAGGGAUGAGGAGGGAAAGACUCCUCUUCAUGAUGCUUGUGCGAGGGGUUAUGAGAACAUUGCUAAGAUUUUGUUGAAUCAUGGUGCGGCGCCGGAUGCGAAGGAUGAUAGGGAUAUUAGUCCGGCAGGGGAUGCGUGGAGUGGUGGUCAUAAGGGUUGUAUUAAGUUGUUGGAUGCUUAUGGGGUUAAGACUCCUGAGGGAGAAAUGGAGGAUGAGAGUAAAUGGGGUAAGGGGGGUGAUUUAUUAGCCGCGUAG
This is a messenger RNA of Sclerotinia sclerotiorum 1980 UF-70, 2700 nucleotides long. RefSeq lists its product as hypothetical. The record is from RefSeq and is a predicted model, not a curated record. Lineage: Eukaryota; Fungi; Ascomycota; Leotiomycetes; Helotiales; Sclerotiniaceae. Gene Ontology annotation, molecular function: protein binding. The transcript has a single exon. Bases 1 to 2700 code for a protein of 899 amino acids.